AUGGCACUCGAUGACGCAGGCAUGCACCGAGCGGGUCUCGGUUUUGUUUAUAGGAUUACUCCUGUUUUAGUCGUUACAAUUCUAUACGGUAUUUACAUCGCUCUUCUUUGCUUCGCAACCCGAGGUCUUUGGCUACGAGGUCUCAAGAACCGGGCUAACCUUCUUAUCCUCUUGAUCCUUUACGUCCUUUUCUUCAUCACAAGCGCUCUAUGGGCAUUAGAAGUUGCACAACUAGUCGGUCUAGUGGAACUGUUCCUUGAUCCAAAAGAUCUGUCCACCGAUGGUCAAUUCAACGUUUUUUACGCUCUCGUCGCCAAAGAAACCAAGAUUACCAGCGUACUCUUCGAGUGUCAGAUGAUUGUCGGUGACAUUUUGGUGAUAUGGCGUCUUUCUGCGAUAUGGUUCAACAGGCGGAUACUGGUUUCAAUACCUGUCUUUUGGUGGGUUCUAAUGAUAAUCAACAUGAUUGUCUGUGCGGCCCAUUGUGGGUCUGGCGUAUCGAGCACAAACUACUCUCGACUAUGCAAAGUGACACAAACCCUCGCACCUGUCUUGUCGAUCGUCAUGAACAUAUCUGUGAUGGUGCUUACUGUCUGGAAGGCCUGGCUGAUGCGGGACGCCUUUGUCCUCGCGCUGAGCGCUAAGAAAAAGAACAAACUGUUUAGCGUUUUCGUUCUUUUGAUCGAAUCGGGAACGUUAUACGUUAUCAUGUUGAUCGCCGAUCUUCUGGUAACAUCCUUAGUCGUCGGCGGCCCUGAGAGCGUUGGACGGAUGAUAAUCUGCAUUUCAGGUUAUUCCACUGUCCAAUUUGUGGCGAUUUACCCAACGCUCAUGAUCGUAAUCCUACGUGAAUCCAUCUGGAACUCUGAAAACGAAGAUCUCGAUCAAGUGAUGUCUGUCAGUGAGGCGCAAUUCUGCGGGAGAUUGGGAAGCUUGGAAUCCGGAUCGGGUGGGAUACGAGUCUCCGUCAAGCCCGUUAAUCGUGACGGGAAAACUGUGCGAAGUCUCCCUCCAAUGGAGUUCGCGGCUCGGAAGACUUCCCAAGCGACAAGUGAAAUGUCAGGAUUUUGUGAGGAGGACAGGAAGGCUAGAUUGACAAAAUAA
Marasmius oreades (fairy-ring Marasmius) is the source of this 1104-nucleotide messenger RNA. RefSeq lists its product as uncharacterized. The transcript has 8 exons. The record is from RefSeq and is a predicted model, not a curated record. Bases 1 to 1104 code for a protein of 367 amino acids. Lineage: Eukaryota; Fungi; Basidiomycota; Agaricomycetes; Agaricales; Marasmiaceae.